ACAUCCCAUCAUCCUCCUUGAGCUGCUGCUGGAUCAGGAAGAAGCAAGGUCAGUAGGGAGAAAACGACUCGGCAGCCAUCUCUUCCUCCUCUGUCGCGGCCUCCUCUGCGGUCGUCGCGGAGCCCUCGGCAGCGCCAUGUUUCGGCAGAGCUUGCGCAGCUUCUCCACCUCCUUGGUUCGCAGGAGCCACUAUGAGGAGGGCCCGGGGAAGAACCUGCCCUUUUCAAUAGAAAACAAAUGGCGGUUGCUGGUAAUGGUAACUGUGUACUUUGGAUCUGGAUUUGCUGCGCCUUUCUAUAUAUUAAGACAUCAGAUGCUUAAGAAAUAAGAUUCUCCUACACAGGAAUCAGAUUUAAAGAACAAGAACCACCUGUAAAAGCAGUUCAGAAGAAUGGAGUAAGCAAGCUAUUUACCAUAAUAGAUGUCUUUAUAAAUAAACCUAUUAAAUGAA
This is a messenger RNA of Dromiciops gliroides (monito del monte), 451 nucleotides long. Its product is annotated as cytochrome c oxidase subunit 7C, mitochondrial. Gene Ontology annotation, biological process: mitochondrial electron transport, cytochrome c to oxygen. The coding region runs from base 137 to 328 and encodes 63 amino acids. The record is from RefSeq and is a predicted model, not a curated record. Lineage: Eukaryota; Metazoa; Chordata; Mammalia; Microbiotheria; Microbiotheriidae. The transcript is spliced from 3 exons.